AGCAGAAGAUUGUAAUAAAAUUGUAAUAUUUAACAUAAAAGUUUAGCAAACCUAUUAAAUUAUUACCGAAAUGAGCGCUCCAACUGCUCUGACGGGUAUACAAUGCACCGCUGGUGCUAUACCCGUACGAAAUGAGAAAGGCGAGAUCUCGAUGCAAAAGGUAAAGGUGCAGCGUUAUAUAUCGGGUAAACGGCCCGAUUAUGCGCGUGCCGAUUCUAGUUCGGAGGAGAGCGACGAUGAUGAUUUUGUGGACAAUCGCAAGCGCUUGGAGCGCCACAAGGCCGAACGACACAAACUGGAGCUAAGUCGACGCGACAGUGGUGAUCAUGGCGCACCUGCAGAGGAUGAGGCUGAAGUGGAUGAUCCACGUCUCCGACGACUGCGUACGCGAACAGGAGACAUGGAGGACUUGGAACGAGAGCGCCGUGAGCGUCACAGACAUAUACACGAACCUGAAAUGUUAGACAGUGCCAGCGAAGAAGAGCAAGAGCUAGAGGACAAUCAUAAGAUCGAGCGAGGUACCAAUAAAAUCACGCUCGCCUCAGAAUCCGACACCGACUCGGAGUUAAGCGACACAGAGUUAGAGAAGCGACGCUCCAAAUUGCGAGCGCGUAUGCUGCAGCAGCAACGCGAGGAGGAAGUGCUGCAAAAGGAAGACGAAAAGCAAUCUGAGUCCUCCGAAUCGGAGAGCUCAGAGUAUGAGGAAGAAACCGAAAGUGAGGAGGACAAUGAACCUCGUCUCAAGCCGCUGUUUGUGCGCAAACGAGAUCGUGCCACCAUACAAGAGAAGGAACGUGAGGCACAGCGGCAAAAGCAGCUGGAAGCAGAGGCCAAGCGCGCUGCUAAGGAGAGACGACGCGCAACGUUGCGGCUGGUGGAGGAAAGCGUCAAAAAAGAUCUAGAGAAGAUUAAGCCUGAGACGAACGAAGCCAGCAUUGACGAUGUCUGUACAGCCGAUGAGAAUGAUGAGGUAGAGUAUGAGGCCUGGAAGCUGCGCGAGCUCAAGCGGAUGAAACGUGAUCGCGAAGAGCGCGAAAAUGCCGACCGCGAGAAACUGGAAAUUGACCGCAUGCGAAAUAUGACAGAAGAGGAGCGACGAAUGGAGCUGCGCGCCAAUCCCAAACUAGUCACUAACAAGGCUACCAAAGGCAAAUACAAAUUUCUGCAAAAGUACUAUCAUCGCGGUGCCUUCUAUCUUGACGAGGAGAAUGAUGUGCUCAAGCGGGAUUUCGCCCAGGCGACGCUAGAAGACCACUUUGACAAGACAAUAUUGCCCAAGGUGAUGCAAGUGAAGAACUUUGGACGCUGCGGUCGCACCAAAUACACUCAUCUGGUUGAUCAGGAUACCACGAAGUUUGAUUCACCUUGGUACGCAGAGACGUCGAACAAUAUGAAGUUUCAUAAUGAACGCGCCGGUGGCAUGAGGCAACAGUUUGACAAACCUACGGGCUCUAAACGCAAGAAGCUGGAGUAAAAAUAUUUAAGUUCAAUUACAAUUAUAAUUAAAACAAAAUAAACAAAACGAA
Molecule: messenger RNA, 1526 nt
Organism: Drosophila busckii
Lineage: Eukaryota; Metazoa; Arthropoda; Insecta; Diptera; Drosophilidae
Gene: Mfap1
Product: microfibrillar-associated protein 1
Exons: 3
Coding region: 71-1474 (467 amino acids)
Biological process (GO): mRNA splicing, via spliceosome
Cellular component (GO): U2-type spliceosomal complex
Molecular function (GO): RNA binding
Source: RefSeq, a predicted model, not a curated record